UUCCCGUCAACCUUAAACCUCCGAGCUAGUCACCGCUGAGCUAACCGCAGUAAGCUAACGGGCUUCGUCACCGGCAGGCUCCGUCACCUUUCUGGGGCUUCACCUCCGGUUUCAGCGGCAGAACUCCGUUCGGAAAGAUGGCUCUGCUCACGCCGCUGUUCGCGUUCCUGUACCACCUGCCGCAGGUGUACAAGUGGCUGCUGAAGCCGUACUACGUAGCCUCCCUCUUCAUGUCCGUCGCCUUCCUCGCCGUGCGCAAGACCCCCGGCGUCUGCGACCAUCUGGACACGCAGCGGGAGGACGGCAACUCCUGCGACUUCGACUGGAGAGAAGUGGAAAUCCUCAUGUUCCUCAGUGCCAUCGUCAUGAUGAAGAACAGACGAGCGAUUACCGUGGAGCAGCAUGUGGGAAACAUCAUCCUGUUCAGCAAAGUGGCCAACGUCAUUCUGUUCUUCAGACUGGACAUCAGGCUGGGAUUGCUCUACCUGACACUCUGCAUAGUGUUUUUGAUGACGUGUAAACCUCCUCUUUACAUGGGGCCAGAGUACAUCAAGUACUUCAGCGACAAAACCAUUGACGAUGAACUGGAAAGAGACAGUCGCGUGACGUGGAUUGUCGAGUUUUUCGCCAACUGGUCUCCAGAGUGCCAGUCCUUUGCUUCUGUCUAUGCCGACCUUUCCCUCAAGUAUAACUGUGCCGGCCUCAAGUUUGGCAAAGUGGACAUUGGACGAUAUGGGGAGGUUUCCAAAAGGUACAAGGUGUCUACGUCUCCUCUGUCCAAGCAGCUGCCCUCUCUGGUGUUGUUCCAGGGGGGGAAAGAGGUGAUGCGACGCCCCCAGGUGGACAAGAAGGGGAGGGCUGUAUCCUGGAGCUUCACUGAGGAGAACAUCAUCCGAGAGUUCAACCUGAACGAGCUCUUCCAGAAAUCCAAGCAGCUCAACAAGACGAAAGAGGACAAGCUCAGCCAGUCCAAGUUCCCACCCGUCCCCGAGGAGGAGGAGCCAGAGCAGCAGGGAGACGACGGCGGCCACCAGCAGGAGUCCGAAUCCAAGAAGGACAAAUGAGACUCCUGGAGGGAAACCCACGAGUCCAGACCAGCUCCUCCACCGCCUCCUCAUUGCUCUCCUCCUCUUCUGUCUUCAGUGUUCACUCGUGAGUGUCCUCGUGGAUCACUGACUGAGCCUUUAGCAGCAUUCAACACUAAACCCCCUUUAACCCCUGUGACCCGUCACGCGUGCAGCUUCAGUGACCUUGGUCUGUUUUUACCUUGUUAGACCUGAGCAGAGAGAACAAGUGUACAUUUAAGUGGAGAAGCAACAGUAACCCAGCGUUUGAAGAGGGCUGUGAUGCGUUCAAGUGCUCAGGUUAAAGCUGUGAAGCCUGAGCGACUGUUCAUAACGCAGGGUCACACGAGUUCUUACUAAUUAACAAGACGGCAGUGAAUGCGAUGCUGCCUUGUUUGUUGAUUUAGAUUUUUUUAAUGAAACUAAUUUAAUUCAGAGUAGAAAAAACAAAUCAUUUUAUGACUAAUUGUGUAUUCAUGUUAACCUUGUGACAACCUCCGGAACUGUGUGUGAAUUCAGUUGACAUGUUAACUGAUGGCUGGAGACACAAGUUUGAGAUGCAAAUACACUUAACUAUACAUAUUAUUUGUAAAUCACUUUUUUUUUUUUUACAAGUGCUUAAUGCAGGGCAGCAAAUUAAAAACUAAAUUAUUAAUAUUGUGUAUGUCACUAACCAGGUACCUAGUGUUAUGUUUUUAGAAUCAGCUUGUGAUGGGAUGGGAUCACCAGAGACAGAUGUGGUUUGUGUAUAUGGGUCCAGGAAGUUUCACACUGACUUUGCAUUCCCAACGUCUCUUUGUGUGUGUGCGCGUGACAGUCAAGUUAGGCAAUCAAAAUGAUUGGCUGAACAAUGGACAUUCCUUUGGUUCUACGCACAAUUGGCACAACGAUGACGUGAGAGCUUGUUUGCAGCUUCAGACAGACUUCUGUUUAUAGCGAGACCCCCCUCAUAUUCCUGGAUUGUCUGAGACACAUCCACCAUUUUGUUUCCAUCCGUGUAUUCUUUAUGAAUUCUCCUUUUGCAGUCUGAUUAAUCAGAGAAGCAAUUCCUGAUUGACAACAUUCCUGAUCAUGAUCAGUUUUGAGCCUGUGAUAUAUAGUUUAGAUUUGAUUUUUGACCAUUUGUCUUUUUUGUGUCAUGUUGCAUUUCAUCGCAGCUGAAUUCCAAGGCUUGUUUGUAUAUUUGCUCCUAUACUGUACAUGAUGGAGAAAACUGCUGGGAACACCUCCGAUGUUGUUCUGUUAUUCAUGCAAUAAAACAAUGUGCACACGA
Messenger RNA from Scophthalmus maximus (turbot), 2337 nucleotides. RefSeq names its product thioredoxin-related transmembrane protein 2b (gene tmx2b). The record is from RefSeq and is a predicted model, not a curated record. The transcript has 8 exons. NCBI's taxonomy places the organism in Eukaryota, Metazoa, Chordata, Actinopteri, Pleuronectiformes, Scophthalmidae. Gene Ontology annotation, cellular component: membrane-bounded organelle. Gene Ontology annotation, biological process: brain development. Gene Ontology annotation, molecular function: disulfide oxidoreductase activity. Bases 138 to 1064 code for a protein of 308 amino acids.